AUGGAGAUUCUAUUUGUGGAUUUCUUGACAAAGAUGCAUUGCCACCCAAAAUCAAUUCAUAUAGCCUUAAAUCACUUCUUCACAGCUUUUGUUUCUCAAGAUAAUGUCUUUGAAAUGCUGAUGGUAAAGCUUCUUCUGUGUAGGAUCAUCUUGUAUGCCAUUGCAGAAACURGUAGAGAUUCACUUAAGACCAAAGAGGGGAUUGAUCGAUUGGCUCUAUACAUUACAUCUAUUGGCAGAUUUUCAAACUCAGUGGAGGCAUUGAUAUAUCCAAUUUAUGGACAAGGAGAACUUCCACAAGCCUUUUGUCGUCGAGCCCAUGUCAAAGGAUGCAUCUAUGAAACUGGGGGUUACAAAGGGCAGAAAGAAACUCUUCGGGUUCUUGUCCCAAAGGUGAUAAGCAGUAAGGGGAAAAUAGCAAGAGGAAUAUGUAUCAUUAGAGGUUWUGUGAAAYCUGAUACAUUAAGCGCUCUUAURGUAUAUCCACCYAAAUCUUUGUUUCCUGAACAGCUAACUACAAUCCGGAUUCUGCAGUUUGGUAGUGGUUUAGCAGUUUGUCGUGCUGACAUGUAA
This is a messenger RNA of Arabis nemorensis, 573 nucleotides long. NCBI's taxonomy places the organism in Eukaryota, Viridiplantae, Streptophyta, Magnoliopsida, Brassicales, Brassicaceae. The record is from the annotation of a GenBank genome assembly.